Sorex fumeus (smoky shrew) is the source of this 4812-nucleotide messenger RNA. RefSeq names its product microtubule associated serine/threonine kinase 1 (gene MAST1). The record is from RefSeq and is a predicted model, not a curated record. The transcript has 26 exons. Gene Ontology annotation, molecular function: protein binding; magnesium ion binding; ATP binding. NCBI's taxonomy places the organism in Eukaryota, Metazoa, Chordata, Mammalia, Eulipotyphla, Soricidae. Gene Ontology annotation, biological process: peptidyl-serine phosphorylation; intracellular signal transduction. Bases 90 to 4796 code for a protein of 1568 amino acids.
CGCUGCGGCUCGAGCCUCCGCCCCGCGCGCUCGUCUCCGCGCCGCCGCCGCCGCUGCUGCACCUGCCACCAUGUCGCCGCCGCCGGGUCAUGUCUGACUCUCUCUGGACUGCGCUUUCUAAUUUCUCGAUGCCCUCCUUCCCUGGCGGCAGUAUGUUCCGCCGCACCAAGAGCUGCCGUACCAGUAACCGGAAGAGCCUCAUUCUGACCAGCACUUCGCCCACGCUGCCACGACCCCAUUCUCCACUACCAGGCCACCUGGGUAGCAGUCCCCUGGACAGCCCCCGAAACUUCUCUCCAAACACCCCCGCCCACUUCUCGUUUGCUUCCUCCCGAAGGGCGGAUGGACGCCGCUGGUCGCUGGCUUCACUGCCUUCCUCCGGCUAUGGCACCAACACGCCCAGCUCCACGGUCUCGUCCUCCUGCUCGUCCCAAGAGCGCCUGCACCAGCUGCCCUACCAGCCCACUGUGGACGAGCUGCACUUCCUCUCCAAGCAUUUCGGCAGCACCGAGAGCAUCACGGACGAGGAUGGGGGCCGCCGCUCCCCGGCCGUGCGGCCGCGCUCCCGGAGUCUCAGCCCCGGGCGUUCACCCUCCUCCUACGACAACGAGAUCGUGAUGAUGAACCACGUGUACAAGGAGCGGUUCCCCAAGGCCACCGCGCAGAUGGAGGAGAAACUACGUGACUUCGCCCGAGCCUAUGAGCCGGACAGCGUGCUGCCGCUGGCCGACGGCGUGCUCAGCUUCAUCCACCACCAGAUCAUCGAGCUGGCUCGCGACUGCCUCGCCAAGUCCCGCGACGGUCUCAUCACCACCGUCUACUUCUACGAGCUGCAGGAGAACCUGGAAAAGCUGCUGCAGGAUGCCUAUGAACGCUCGGAGAGCCUGGAGGUGGCCUUUGUCACUCAGCUGGUCAAGAAGCUGCUGAUCAUUAUCUCGAGGCCAGCACGGCUGCUGGAGUGCCUGGAAUUCAACCCCGAGGAGUUUUACCACCUGCUGGAAGCCGCUGAGGGCCAUGCCAAGGAAGGCCACCUGGUGAAGACGGACAUUCCCCGCUACAUCAUCCGCCAGCUGGGCCUUACCCGGGACCCCUUCCCAGAUGUGACGCAUCUGGAGGAGCAGGACAGCGGUGGCUCCAACACGCCUGAACAGGAUGACCUGUCGGAGGGCCACAGCACCACCCGCAAGGCAAAAAAGCCCCCAGGAGAGACCGACUUUGACACAAUCAAGCUCAUCAGCAAUGGCGCCUACGGUGCCGUCUACCUGGUGCGCCACCGCGACACGCGGCAGCGCUUCGCCAUGAAGAAGAUCAACAAGCAGAACCUGAUUCUGCGGAACCAGAUCCAGCAGGCGUUCGUGGAGCGCGACAUCCUCACCUUCGCCGAGAACCCCUUCGUGGUCAGCAUGUUCUGCUCCUUCGAGACGCGCCGCCACCUCUGCAUGGUCAUGGAGUAUGUGGAAGGGGGAGACUGUGCCACACUGCUAAAGAACAUCGGGGCACUUCCCGUGGAGAUGGCGCGCCUGUACUUUGCCGAGACAGUGCUGGCACUCGAGUACCUGCACAACUACGGAAUCGUGCACCGGGACCUCAAGCCUGACAACCUCCUCAUCACCUCCAUGGGCCACGUCAAACUCACCGACUUUGGGCUCUCCAAGAUGGGACUGAUGAGUCUCACUGCCAACCUGUAUGAGGGCCACAUAGAGAAGGAUGCUCGGGAGUUCCUGGACAAACAGGUAUGCGGGACCCCUGAGUACAUCGCGCCCGAGGUCAUCCUGCGCCAAGGUUACGGCAAGCCGGUGGACUGGUGGGCGAUGGGCAUCAUUCUCUACGAGUUCCUGGUGGGCUGCGUGCCCUUCUUCGGAGACACGCCCGAGGAGCUCUUUGGACAGGUUAUCAGUGAUGACAUCCUGUGGCCCGAGGGGGAUGAGGCCCUGCCCACGGACGCCCAGCUUCUGAUUUCCAGCCUUCUGCAGACCAACCCGUUGGUCCGGCUUGGAGCAGGUGGUGCCUUCGAGGUCAAACAGCACAGUUUCUUCCGAGACCUGGACUGGACUGGGCUGCUGAGGCAGAAGGCGGAAUUCAUCCCGCACCUGGAGUCGGAGGAUGACACCAGCUACUUUGACACCCGCUCGGACAGGUAUCACCACGUGAACUCCUACGACGAGGACGACACCACGGAGGAGGAGCCCGUGGAGAUUCGCCAGUUCUCAUCCUGCUCCCCACGCUUCAGCAAGGUCUAUAGCAGCAUGGAGCAGCUGUCGCAGCACGAGCCCAAGACCCCCGUGACAAGCGCCGGCAAACGGGAGCCGGGCGCCAAGGGCCCAGAGGACAAGGUGGCCGGCAAGCGGGAGGGCCUGGGCGGCCUGACCCUACGCGAAAAGACCUGGAGAGGGGGCUCCCCUGAGAUCAAGCGCUUCUCAGCAUCGGAAGCCAGCUUCUUGGAGGGGGAGGCCAGUCCCCCGCUGGGAGCGCGCCGCAGGUUCUCGGCGCUGCUGGAGCCCAGCCGCUUCAGCGCCCCCCAAGAGGAUGAGGAUGAGGUCCGGCUGCGCAGGCCUCCCCGGCCGAGUUCCGAUCCCCCAGGCUCACUGGAUGCGCGGGUGUCCAAAGAGGCCGCUCAAGGGGAUGGCACCCCCAGCGCCGGGGACCCGGAGGCCACUGACCGCCCCGGCGAUCUCGGCCCCGCCUCGAAGGAUGCAGACCCAUCGGUCCCCAGAGCCACCAAUGACUUGGUUCUGCGUCGGGCGCGGCACCAGCAGCUGUCGGGGGACCCCGCGGGAGAAAAACGACCCUCUCGGACCGGGGGCAAAGUCAUCAAGUCAGCCUCGGCCACAGCUCUGUCUGUCAUGAUUCCUGCAGUGGAUCCACAUGGAAGCUCACCCCUGGCCAGUCCCAUGUCCCCUCGAUCCCUCUCCUCGAAUCCAUCCUCCCGGGACUCUUCACCCAGCCGGGACUACUCGCCAGCCGUCAGCGGGCUCCGCUCCCCCAUCACCAUUCAACGCUCGGGCAAGAAGUACGGCUUUACCCUGCGCGCCAUCCGCGUCUACAUGGGUGACUCCGAUGUCUACAGCGUCCACCAUAUUGUCUGGCACGUGGAAGAGGGGGGUCCCGCCCAGGAGGCCGGACUCUGUGCCGGAGACCUGAUCACCCACGUGAACGGGGAGCCUGUGCACGGCAUGGUGCACCCUGAGGUGGUGGAGCUGAUCCUUAAGAGUGGCAACAAGGUAGCAGUGACCACAACGCCCUUCGAAAACACUUCCAUCCGCAUCGGGCCUGCGCGGCGUAGCAGCUACAAAGCCAAAAUGGCUCGGAGGAAUAAGCGGCCUUCAGCUAAAGAGGGCCAGGAGAGCAAGAAGCGCAGCUCCCUCUUCCGGAAGAUCACCAAGCAGUCGAACCUGCUGCACACUAGUCGCUCGCUGUCAUCGCUGAACCGGUCGCUGUCGUCCAGCGACAGCCUUCCAGGCUCGCCCACGCAUGGGCUGCCUGCGCGCUCACCCACGCACAGCUACCGCUCCACGCCCGACUCGGCCUACCUGGGCGCCUCGUCCCAGAGCAGCUCUCCGGCCUCCAGCACGCCCAACUCGCCCGCGUCGUCCGCCUCACACCACAUCCGGCCCAGCACACUGCACGGCCUGUCGCCCAAGCUGCACCGCCAGUACCGCUCGGCGCGCUGCAAGUCGGCGGGCAACAUCCCGCUGUCGCCACUGGCCCACACGCCGUCGCCCACGCAGGCCUCGCCGCCGCCCCUGCCCGGCCACACGGUGGGCAGCUCGCACACGACGCAGAGCUUCCCCGCCAAGCUGCAUUCGUCCCCGCCCGUGGUGCGCCCGCGCCCCAAGAGCGCCGAGCCGCCGCGCUCCCCGCUGCUCAAGCGCGUGCAGUCGGCGGAGAAGCUGGGCGCCUCGCUGGGAGCCGACAAGAAGGGCGCGCUGCGCAAGCACAGCCUGGAGGUGGGCCACCCCGACUUCCGAAAGGACUUCCACGGCGAGCUGGCCCUGCAUAGCCUGGCGGAGUCGGACGGCGAGACGCCCCCCAUCGAAGGGCCUGGCGCCUCUCGCCAGGUGGCUGUCCGCCGCCUGGGCCGCCAGGAGUCGCCCCUGAGCCUGGGCACGGACCCGCUGCUGCCCGAUGGCGCCCCCAGGCCGCCCUUGUCCUGCAAGGAGAAGGAGUCUCCCGGGGGCGUGGAGGCCUGCACCCCGCCCCGCGCCACCACUCUGGGGGGCCGGACCCUGGAUCGGGACCCCAGCUGCACGCGGCAUCAGAGCGUGCAGACGGAGGAAGGGCCGGGAGGCCUGAGCAGGGCCGUGGCCAAGGCGGCGCUGAGCCCGGUGCAGGAGCAUGAAACGGGUCGGCGCAGCAGCUCUGGCGAGGCGGCUCCACCCUCGGUGCCCAUCGUGGUGGAACCAGUGAAGCCGGGGCCCAAGGCUAAGGCCCCUCAGCCCCCCGGUGCAGACUCCAAGGGGGCCCAGGAAUUUGCUGCCCAGCCGUGCCCUGCACCAGAGGUCACGCGGGGCCACGAGCGCUGGGUGCUGGAGGUGGUGGAGGAGCGGACGACGCUGAGCGGGCCUCGCUCCAAGCCUGCCUCCCCCAAACUCUCCCCAGACCCCCAGGCUCCAUCCAUAAAUCCCACCAAGAAUAUGCCCAGUGGAGGCGGCUCACAAGCCCCACCGGCUUCCCUCCCGGUCCAGGCCAGCAAGCCUGAAGCAGGCUUGACCUCUCGCUGUCCUGCUGAAACCGUGCACACAGCAGUAGGGUUCCCUAAAAAAGGGGUGCCCUGCCCCACACCCCCAGGCCCCUAGCCCCGAGGGCCCUAUG